This is a messenger RNA of Acanthaster planci (crown-of-thorns starfish), 3738 nucleotides long. RefSeq names its product anaphase-promoting complex subunit 2-like. Gene Ontology annotation, cellular component: anaphase-promoting complex. Gene Ontology annotation, molecular function: ubiquitin protein ligase binding. Lineage: Eukaryota; Metazoa; Echinodermata; Asteroidea; Valvatida; Acanthasteridae. Gene Ontology annotation, biological process: metaphase/anaphase transition of mitotic cell cycle; ubiquitin-dependent protein catabolic process; protein K11-linked ubiquitination. The record is from RefSeq and is a predicted model, not a curated record.
UGCAUACAUACAUGCAUGUACAUGUACAUGUACAUGUACAUGUAUAUCACAGACAUGCUGCAUGCAAAUCCAGCCAGAAAUAUGGCGCACAAUUUAGAUUUAGCGAGCGGAGCUUGGCAGACAGUUACCACCAGAUUACUUGCUAGCAAUUACGUUGAUCUACGAAAGCAUGGAGAGGCCUCAACACCUGAUGCUGUCACUAACACUGCACAAGGCAUGCGAGAUACAGACGUGAAGGAUGACAUCAGGAUUGCCUAUGGUAUGCUCACUGAGCAAGGCAUGGCGAACCUCCUGGAAGAAUGGUUCAUGGAAACACUACAGCAAACACUACAAAAGGAAGUAAUCCCCCAGUUCUGGUCACACUUCUCUCUACAUCACAGCCCCCCUGGCAAAUUAUCUCUGACUGAGGAUAGCCCUCUUGUUACUGCCAUUAACAUGUUGUACACAAGCAUGGCUCCAUUCAUGAACAGUGCAAGAACACUCAGUGAGUUAGCCGUAGAGACACAUCUGACCAAACGUGUAAAUUAUACAUACGUGAAAUGCACUGAACUUGUGGAAAGAAUCCAGACAGUAUUGAAAGCCAUACUUUUUGACCACACUCCCAAAUGUUUCCAAGGCCUGGUGCAUGACUUCUACAGCCAAGCAUUUCAAGCGUUUCAUGGUGAGAAGAAAGUGGUUGGUGACAUUAGCAUGAGCAGUGAAGAUGAUGCUGACUAUGAGGAGGAACAGGAAACAAUAGAGGAAGCAGAUGAUGACAUCACAUGUAUGGGAUGCCAUAACCUGCGUAAGGAGUGCAGUUGCUCAGGUGUACUUCGGUGUUUUCAUCAAAUCAAUUCAAAGUUACACUCCUUGGGCCUACUGGAAAGGGUGUGUGCAGAGGCUAUCACCUCCCUUAUCCAUGCCAAGAUCAAACAUCAUGUGGAAAACAAAUGCAGAGGAGAGUUUGAAACUUCUUACAUUGUCAAAUUAGAAAGGUGGUUGUCCAACAAAGUUGUGAGAUGGUUGAAUCUCGUUUUCUGUGGAGAGGAAUCACAACGCACAAUCGGCAGCAGCACGCAGCAAACACUGAGUCAGUGGAAAGACAGACUGCAGUAUCUCCUGUACCAAACCUACGCCAACCUUCGCAUCAGUGAACUCUUUAACAUCAUUGUGGAGUUCCCUGACUCUCUGUGUGCUUUGGAAGACCUGCAGAAGUGCUUGGAGAAGACAGACUUGAGGAGGCACCUGGUUCAGUCACUGCGUUCCUCAUUUGAGACACGCUUACUUCACCCAGGAGUGAACACCGAUGAUAUCCUGACUCAGUACAUUUCAUCUAUCCGUGCUCUCAGAGUGUUAGAUCCGUCAGGUAUCAUACUUGAGCUAGUUUGCCAACCUGUCCGAAAAUAUUUGCGGACACGGGAAGACACUGUACGUUGCAUUGUUUCCAGCCUGACAGAUGAUAGCAACAAAGAGCUAGCUGAGGAACUGAUUAAAGCAGAACCAGUCACUAUGGAUGAAAGUUACUGCAGUGAACAAGAAGAUGAAGACCACCAGGAUUGGCAACCUGACCCCAUCGAUGCUGACCCAGGUAGGAAGGCNUCUGACAUAAUCAGCAUGUUGGUCAACAUCUAUGGCAGUCGGGAGCUGUUUGUCAAUGAGUAUCGAGGUCUGCUAGCUGACCGUAUCUUGACAGGGUUCAACUAUGACACGGCCCGGGAGCUGCGCUAUUUAGAGUUGCUCAAGCUGUGCUUUGGUGAGUCUCAACUCCACCACUGUGAGGUCAUGCUAAAGGAUGUAGCUGAUUCCCGACGCUGCAAUACUCACAUCAGCUCACUCAAGAAAGAUGAGGAAGUUCUAUCUGAAGACACCAUGAAAGAUUUUGACUUCAAUGCCAUGAUUCUGUCAGCCCAAUUUUGGCCAAAUCUGAAAGAAGAAAAACUCAAGAUACCAGAGGAAAUAGAGAAAGCCAUGGAAGACUACACCAAGUCAUACCAGGUCUUGAAAGGCAUGCGUACCCUGAAUUGGAAAACCAAUCUAGGACUUGUCAAUUUGGAAUUGGAGCUGAAAGACCGCCGACUGAAAUUGUCGGUGUCGCCAGUACAUGCAACCAUCAUCAUGCAUUUCCAGGAUAAAGCUAAGUGGACCGUGGAUGAGUUGAGCGCCGUCAUGCAGGUGUCUGUCACAGCGCUGCGUCGCAAGAUGGCAUUCUGGCAGAGCCAAGGGGUGCUACGAGAGGAGAGUACAGACACGUUUGUGUUGAUUGAAGAGCAGCGAGCUGGACGGGCCAUGCAACAUGAGAUGAUUCUGUUGGACAGUGAUGAAGAAACAGAAUCUGCAAUGGCGUCAGCGCAAGACCAGCAAGAGGAGGAACUUCAGGUGUUCUGGUCCUACAUUGUUGGCAUGCUGACCAACCUGGAGUCGUUGAGUCUGGAUCGCAUCCAUUCCAUGCUGAAGAUGUUUGCCAUGCAAGGCCCUUCAGCCUCAGAAUUCUCAGAGCACAAACUACGUCAGUUCUUGGAUCGCAAAGUACGGGAGCAAAUGUUGGUAUACUCAGCUGGGGUCUAUCGCUUGCCAAAACCAGAGACAUGAAGGGACCCAAAGAAAAAAAUCUUGUCAGAGGCAGUGUACAUGAAUCAUCUGGGCCAGAAAUUACUGUUUAGCCACAUUGGACAAUUCCUGUUGUACAUUUAUCGCAAAGACAUUACUUACUGGUAUUUACUAAAUAAGCCCUAUUCGUGUAGGACGUUUUUAAUUUAACAAAAAAUACUGCAGCUUAGCAGAAAAAUGACUGAAAUAAGUCCAGUCGGAAUGCUCAGGAAAUGGAUGUCUCAGUUUUACAUCGGGUUUGUGGUAAAUUACCAGACCAAAAGUGGUCACAAACAACUUCUGCAGAGCUGUGGUAGAUAUGGGUGAAUCCUUUAGAAACCCCACCACUCUGUAAAACCUACACAGAAGCACUGUAAAAUGCCUUAUGUGAAGAAUAGUUCCCUGACUCCUUUGUAGAUACAUUUUGUUUGUGUAUAAAUUGCUAUUUUUGGUAGUGUGUUGCUAUGCAAUACGUACAUUUCCAUCAAGGCAGUUUUGUCUUUUGCGUCAUGAGAAUUAUGGCAUGUAUGAUCAAAUCCGUGAGAAACGUGACCAAAUUUCAUGCCAGUUCCACAAGUUCUGGUAGCAGUGGAAACAUCAAGGAAAUUUGAAGUUCCAUAAUGCAACCACUAAAACAGCAAGUUGCUGAUUAUUAUCAGCAUGCAGACAUACUUUUCAGACAGCAAUACUGUGCACUACAUGUACACUGCCAACCAUGCUUGGAGAACUUACCCUAAAGAUUAACAGGAAAUCAUGGUAAGUUUCCGCAAAAGCACAGAAGAAAAGUCCAACAGGAACCUGGCAGUGCUGUAACAAUAUUAUGCAAAUGUAGCAAGGACUGACUUCAUCAGCAGACUGCUUAAUUACAUGCUACAUGCAAUAGGUAGGGGGAUGGGGGGUAGAGGAAGGCUAUAUCUCAGAAUAUAAAGAGUCCCUGCUUGAGGUAGAUGGGACUGGCCUGACACUUUGUGGUGCUGUAAUACAUAGGCCAAUCUUGGAAAUCCUGAAUAGGGGCUUUUGUCAAAUAAUCUUGGAACCUUGUAAAGAACGCACAAGUCUUGUAGCUUUAGAUGAACUGUGUGCUUCAUAAUGCAGACUGCAGCACUGUCUUAGUAAUUCCUUCCUGGUACAAUAAAUGUGAAAAUUAUAUGCAACAAUUUGCAUCAUUCCGCA